This is a messenger RNA of Drepanopeziza brunnea f. sp. 'multigermtubi' MB_m1, 1407 nucleotides long. RefSeq lists its product as uncharacterized. The record is from RefSeq and is a predicted model, not a curated record. Gene Ontology annotation, molecular function: protein binding. Gene Ontology annotation, cellular component: catalytic step 2 spliceosome; precatalytic spliceosome; Prp19 complex. Gene Ontology annotation, biological process: mRNA splicing, via spliceosome. Lineage: Eukaryota; Fungi; Ascomycota; Leotiomycetes; Helotiales; Drepanopezizaceae.
AUGGCCACCACGGCAAAACAAACUGCCACCUCGGUGACCUCGGUGACAUUGCUCGAGGAACAACCGACUCCGACGCCCCUAGAAACCCUGUUGGUAGAGAAUCGGAAGCGAAGCAGAGCGCAAUUCGAAGCCGGCGCAUCGACGGAUGACUUCGAUGGGGGUGCAAGCAAGAACGGCCUCGCAGCUCGAAUCUACUCAGAAUACUCCUCCUUUGCUCCAGCGCCCAUUCCAGAACCCAAAGCCAAGUCCAAAGCAUCGCAGAAUGGCUCCUCGACCGCCCUGGUGCGAACAAAUGGGAAGGCGAAGACGGCAACUGCGACAUCACAAAAUGGCUCCUCAUCCACGAGUCUAAUACACAGACCUUUACCGCAAAAGAACCUUCCGGGCUCGAGCAUGGUCCGCAAACAGACCUUCGUGCAGCAAAAACCAGAAUGGCACGCGCCGUGGAAGCUGAUGCGCGUCAUCUCUGGUCAUCUGGGCUGGGUGCGCGCCUUAACUGUCGAGCCCGAGAACAAAUGGUUUGCCUCUGGCGCCGGCGACCGUACGAUCAAAAUCUGGGAUCUCGCGACGGGGAGCCUGAAGCUCACAUUGACGGGUCACAUCUCCACCGUCCGCGGCCUGGCUGUCUCACCUCGGCAUCCGUAUUUGUUUUCUUGCGGGGAGGAUAAGAUGGUCAAGUGCUGGGAUCUGGAGACGAACAAGGUGAUCAGGCAUUACCAUGGGCAUUUGAGUGGCGUGUAUACGCUGGCGCUACACCCGACGCUGGAUGUGUUGGUCACGGGUGGUAGAGAUGGUGUGGCAAGGGUCUGGGAUAUGAGGACGAGGAGCAAUAUCCAUGUUUUGGCUGGGCAUAAGGGAACGGUUUCUGAUUUGAAGUGUCAAGAGGCAGAUCCACAGGUCAUCACUUCGUCUCUGGAUACGACUGUGCGGUUGUGGGAUUUGGCGGCGGGAAAGACGAUGGGCGUUUUGACGCACCACAAGAAGGGCGUGAGGGCGCUCGCUGUGCACCCGAAAGAGUUCACGUUCGCGAGUGGGAGCACGGGGAGCAUCAAGCAGUGGAAGUGUCCCGAGGGAGCCUUCAUGCAGAAUUUCGAGGGCCAGAACUCGAUCAUCAACACCAUGUCUGUCAACGAGGACAAUGUCCUGUUUUCAGGUGGCGACAACGGAUCAAUGAGUUUCUGGGACUGGAAAACAGGCCACAGGUUCCAAGCCCUGGACACCACAGCCCAACCCGGCUCUCUCGAUGCCGAAGCAGGACUCAUGAGCUCUACAUUCGACAAGACCGGCCUCCGUCUGAUCUGUGGAGAGGCUGAUAAGACCAUCAAAGUCUGGAAACAAGAUGACUCUGCAACGCCAGAGACCCACCCCCUGGAAUGGAAACCAACACUGGGCAGGCAAAAGUUUUAG